Didymodactylos carnosus is the source of this 825-nucleotide messenger RNA. The record is from the annotation of a GenBank genome assembly. NCBI's taxonomy places the organism in Eukaryota, Metazoa, Rotifera, Eurotatoria, Philodinida, Philodinidae.
UGGUAUACAAGAAAUUUAUUUCCAUUUAAUUUUGUUAACAAAGUAUUAAGAGCAGAAGACGUAAAUGCUUUAUUUAAAUUGAGAUAUUUUAUCGUUGCUUUAUGUAAAAACUUGAAACAAUUAUUUGAGGAAAAUUUUGAAAUAAAUCAAGAAUCAUUAGAUACGAUUACAUUUUAUCGUGGAUUAAAAUUAUCUCAAAACGACAUAGAACAAUUAAAGCAGUCAACUGGCAAAUAUAUAUCAACCAAUGGAUACCUAUCAACAAGCUUUUAUCGCCAUAUUGCUGAAUUAUUUUCUGUUAAUACUCUGUUUAAAAUUACAGUUAAUACAAAAUUAAAGAAUAUUAUUUAUGCUGACAUAUCCAAACAUAGCAUGAUAUAUGACGAACAAAAAGUUUUAUUUGAUCUCGGUUCAGUAUUUCAGAUUUCUGACAUCACAUAUGAACAGAAUAAAUUGAUUGUAUCCAUGAUUGGUGUAAAUGAUGUUGAAUGUUUAAAAAAUGAUUAUCGACAAUGGUUAGAAGAAAAUACAAACAAUCCAACAUAUGGAGUAUUUCUCUAUCCAGAUCUUCUGUUUGGCCAAUGCCUAACGCGGAUGGGACACUCAAAGAAGAGUGUCCAGUCAUUUUCUACUUGUGCAAAACCACCAUUCGACAGAGCUGGUAUUCAACAACAGAACCCUACCACUGCUGCAUCGGCAGCACCGAAAAUUCCUUUUCAAAAGGAAACAAUAGCAAUUGUUAAAACCGAAAAAGAAGCCGGCUUCCAUAGUUUUCGAAAAUUUUCAAAAUUUGCCGGUAUUACGUAUGAGUGUGCUCCGAGAUAG